Molecule: messenger RNA, 1665 nt
Organism: Aspergillus mulundensis
Lineage: Eukaryota; Fungi; Ascomycota; Eurotiomycetes; Eurotiales; Aspergillaceae
Product: phosphotransferase family protein
Exons: 3
Coding region: 1-1665 (554 amino acids)
Cellular component (GO): mitochondrion
Source: RefSeq, a predicted model, not a curated record
AUGGGCUCCUCUCAGAUAAACUGGAAUGCCAACGAUGAAUUCUUCAAGUUCACACGUGGUCGCUUCAUUGUCAAUGAGGUGGAGAAUCUUCGAAAGCGGGAGAUCAGAUUCGACAUGAAUAGCCUUGCAAGGGUCGCAGCAGACUCGGUGGGAGCUGCUCGAUGCACUGCUAUCAAGAAGUACCCGGAUGGCAUGUACAACAAAGCAUUCCUCAUGUCCAUGGACGAUGGCCAAGAAGUUGUCGCCAAGGUUCCCAAUCCGAACGCUGGCGUUCCACACUUUACUACUGCCAGUGAAGUCGCUACAAUGGACUUCGUAGGUUCCUUCUGCCCUCCACCAACACCGAUCUCGCUAACAUGUCUGAUUUGGGAGGCCAGAAAGGUUCUGGGUACACCGGCACCCCGUGUAUACACAUGGAACUCACAUGCCGAAUCGCACUCCGUAGGCGCUGAGUUUAUCAUCAUGGAGAAAGCUCAAGGUGUUCCGCUGUCCCAAGUCUGGGACACGAUGACACUGCAGCAGAAACUCCGGGUGCUUCUUGCCAUGACGCGCCUCCAGAAGCAAUGGCUGAGCGUUUCAUUCUCUCACUACGGUAGCCUGUAUUACACGAAAGACGUACAGCCACCAGCAGGGAGCCACUUCGUCAAGGAUGGCAUGGCUGUGAAAGAUUCGGAGUUUGCCAUUGGCCCGGCUACCGGUCGGGACUGGUGUGAUGCAGGCCGAUCAAGCUUGGACGUCGAGAAAGGGCCAUGGACUUCUCUCACACAGUAUCUACAAGCAGUCGGUGCACGAGAGAGGAAGGCAAUCCAGUCCCUACAACCCCCCAAAACAACCGCCUUGCUCUGCGGCCCAAAGCUAUACCAACCAAACAAGGAAAACAAACUCACUGCGUUAACAUGGUACUCCCAGAUCCUCGAUGCCCUCAUCCCAACCAAUCCAGCCAUUACCAAACCCUCCCUCUGGCAUAACGACUUACACGACGACAACAUCUUCGUAGACCCGCAACAUCCCGAAAAUAUUACGGGCAUCAUCGACUGGCAGUCCUGCCACAUCUCGCCCCUCUUCACCCAUAAUCCUGAUCCAGCCUUCCUGGCCUGGGACGGCCUCGAGCCCGAGACGCUUGACCUGGCACCACGGCCAGCCCUCUCAGGUCUUUCGGCCGCAGAACGCUCCGCAGCUGUGCAGGAGUAUACGCUGCAAAACGUGUUUAUCGGGUGGCGGAAACUCAUGGCCGCCAAGAACGCUGAGCUCUACCGUGUUGUUGAAUUUCGAAAGACGCCAGCGUACGGACUGCUCUUCCUUGCGCACCGGGUCUUCGAGUACGGCGAGGCGCACUUCCAGUCGCUUCUCGUUGACCUGAAGGAUACUUGGGCGGAUCUUCCAGCCAUUAGCGGCACCAGCAACACCGCAUUUCCGUUUGACUUUUCCGAAGCAGAUAUCGAGCGAAUUAAGCGCGAUAGUGAUGGGGCAGUGGCGGGAACCGAGCUCAUUGCGCAGGUUAAGGAGCAUCUGGGCGAUUUGUGGCCGGAUAAGGGGUUUAUCGAGCAUGAGUGUUACGAUGAGUGCAGAGCUGCUCUGCGCGAAGUUAAAGAUAUGAUAUUGGAUCAGUUGGCUGAGAGUGAUGAGGAGAGGGCUGAGUAUAAGCGGCAUUGGCCUUUUGAUUGA